AUGUCCUACACCCACUCGACCGUCUCGGAGCCCGAGUUUGAGCAGGCCAAGAGCGAGAUCUUCAACACCCUCGCCCCGCUCUUCAAGAAGCGCCCGGAGCUCGAGAACGCCUUCAAGGUCCUCGCCAUCCCCGAGCGCAUCAUCCAGUUCCGCGUCACCUGGGAGGACGACAAGGGCAACUGCCAGGUCAACAACGGCUUCCGCGUCCAGUUCUCGUCGGUCCUCGGCCCGUACAAGGGCGGCCUCCGUCUCCACCCGUCGGUCAACCUGUCCAUCCUCAAGUUCCUCGGCUUCGAGCAGAUCUUCAAGAACGCCCUCACCGGCCUCCACAUGGGCGGCGGCAAGGGUGGCUCGGACUUUGACCCCAAGGGCAAGUCGGACAGCGAGAUCCGCCGCUUCUGCGUCUCCUUCAUGCGCGAGCUGUCCCGCCACAUCGGCCAGGACACGGACGUCCCUGCCGGCGACAUCGGUGUCGGCGGCCGCGAGGUCGGCUUCCUGUUCGGCGCGUACAAGCAGAUCCGCAACGAGUGGGUCGGCGUCCUCACGGGCAAGGGCUACGACUUUGGCGGUUCCAAGAUCCGCCCCGAGGCGACCGGCUACGGCUGCGUGUACUACGCCGAGGAGAUGAUCCGCCACGCUCGCGGCGAGGACUUCAAGGGCAAGCGCGUCGUCAUCUCGGGCGCCGGCAACGUCGCCCAGUUCGCGGCGCUCAAGGUCAUCGAGCUCGGCGGCGUCGUCUGCUCCCUGUCCGACUCGAAGGGUGCGCUCGUCGCGACCGGCGACGAGGGCCUGUCGGCCGACUUUAUCAACGAGGUCGCCGAGCUCAAGCUCAAGGGCGGCUACCUCAAGGACCUGUCGGCGCCCAAGGGCUUCAAGUACGAGGAGGGCGCCCGUCCGUGGAAGCUCGUCUCCAAGGUCGACGUCGCGCUCCCGUCCGCGACCCAGAACGAGCUCGACAAGGAGGACGCCGAGGCGCUCCUCGCCGCCGGCUGCGGCUUCGUCGCCGAGGGCGCCAACAUGCCGUCGACGCUCGAGGCCAUCGAGGUGUUCGAGGCGUCGCGCAAGGACAAGGGCGCCAAGGGCGUCUGGUACGGCCCGGGCAAGGCCGCAAACUGCGGCGGCGUCGCCGUGUCCGGCCUCGAGAUGGCCCAGAACUCGGCCCGCCUGCAGUGGACCGAGGAGGAGGUCGACCAGAAGCUCAAGGACAUCAUGGUCAACUGCUUCAACCAGUGCCUCGAGACCGCCCAGGAGUUUGCCGCCGAGGGCGAGCUCCCUUCCCUCGUUUCCGGCGCCAAUAUUUCGGGCUUCACCAAGGUCGUCAACGCUGCCGCUGCGCAGGGCGACGUCUGGUUCUGAGCGCGCGGCCUCGAGCCGACGAAAAAGGGACGCUCGGGCGCCGUCGGCGACGGUCCCGGUCCCUCGGCGUCUUCCAACGCGACGAGCGGGCUCUCUCUUCUCUCCUCCACUCCCUCUCUCUCUCUCUCUGCAUGGGCCGCUAGACCUGGUUCCCUCUCAGUUGUUGCCACUCCUUGUCUUUCCUCGCCCUCCUUCCUCCCCUCUCGCCUCGACUUUCCUCUUUCUCGCCCGUCUCGAAGCGCUCGACGCCACCUCUUCUAUUGCAAUGAGUUCAGUUGUGCAGUACUCU
Molecule: messenger RNA, 1645 nt
Organism: Rhodotorula graminis WP1
Lineage: Eukaryota; Fungi; Basidiomycota; Microbotryomycetes; Sporidiobolales; Sporidiobolaceae
Exons: 6
Coding region: 1-1356 (451 amino acids)
Cellular component (GO): cytosol
Molecular function (GO): L-glutamate dehydrogenase (NADP+) activity
Source: RefSeq, a predicted model, not a curated record